Messenger RNA from Oreochromis niloticus (Nile tilapia), 789 nucleotides. RefSeq names its product dynein heavy chain 5, axonemal. Bases 94 to 789 code for a protein of 231 amino acids. The record is from RefSeq and is a predicted model, not a curated record. The transcript is spliced from 8 exons. Lineage: Eukaryota; Metazoa; Chordata; Actinopteri; Cichliformes; Cichlidae.
AAACUUUCAUUCACUUCCUGUUUCCACUGUUAGUCUGACUUCACUGGUUGGUCCCAGAGUAUCAGAGACUCGUCCUCAGACAGACGCACACAGAUGGCAGAUCCAGGCUCUCAGCCUCCAGCUGAAACUUCCAGUCCUCCCCCAGCCAGAAGCUCUGACGCUGGGCUGAGAGACUUUGAUCCUUCCCUGGAUCCAGAAGUCCAGGAGGGAGAAGGAGAACAGGACCUGCUUCCUGAUCUGGAGAGGCCUGAGGGAAAGAAAGAUGGAGCAGACAGAGCUUUGAACAAACCUCCUGAGCUUCACCUCCACAAAGGUGUGACAGGUGAAGGACACCGGCGAAUAGGAGGACAGAAACUGAGAGCCAUUAGUCACAUGACUUCAGCUGCUGGCCCCUCGGUGUCUGGUAAAAGGACGAUGCUGCUGUCCAAUGAGGCGAGGAGAGAAGUAGCCAAACAGGCGAGAGCCGUGAAGGAGGAACGGCGGGCAGCUCUGGAUGCCCGACAUAAAUACCUGAUGAGCAGGCUGGCAGACGCCGGCAGCCUGGAGGAGGCGGCGGUGGAAGACGCCAUGGUCUCUGAUGACAGAUUCAGUCUGAUCCAUGAAUUCUUUGCUGCAAACGGAUCCAAGAAGCUGAUUUUCUUCUAUCAGGAUGUCAAACAGAGUCUGUCCUCCCGUCAGUCUUCCUCUGUGGACGCAUCAAACUCAGCUGUGGCUCAGAGGAAACUCUUCCUCACUACGGGGAACUCUGAGCCUUUACUGGGGAAAUGUCUGUUCUUCCUGAGAACCUGA